Cucurbita moschata (crookneck pumpkin) is the source of this 1555-nucleotide messenger RNA. RefSeq names its product auxin efflux carrier component 8-like. The transcript is spliced from 5 exons. Gene Ontology annotation, biological process: auxin export across the plasma membrane; auxin polar transport. Gene Ontology annotation, cellular component: plasma membrane; endoplasmic reticulum. Lineage: Eukaryota; Viridiplantae; Streptophyta; Magnoliopsida; Cucurbitales; Cucurbitaceae. Gene Ontology annotation, molecular function: auxin efflux transmembrane transporter activity. Bases 304 to 1377 code for a protein of 357 amino acids. The record is from RefSeq and is a predicted model, not a curated record.
AGUUGGUUCACUAAAUGUAUAGAAAAAAAAAAUCUCAUUUAGUUAUGAGUUAUACUAAACAAUCGAGUUAGGGGUGUAAGUGGGUCGGAUCAAGUUUCUCGAAAAACCGACCCAACCGAACAUGGUUGGGUCGGGUUGGGUUCGGGUACUUAUGCUCACCUAUAAAUAAGAGGGCUGAAGAAGACUGGGCAGUCUUGGAUGAAGAGGCUUCCAAUGAACAGUGGCUGAGAAGCAAUGAAGAAAAGCAGAGAAAAGUGGUUUUGUUGAAGGAAAAACUUUGAAACCCCUCAGCUGCUGGUGACCAUGAUUUCGUUGUCUGAUGUGUAUCAUGUUGUGGCAGCCACAGUCCCACUGUAUGUGGCCAUGAUAUUAGCUUACAUAUCAGUAAGAUGGUGGAAGUUCUUCACAGCAGAGCAAUGUUGUGGAAUAAACAAGUUUGUGGCGAAAUUCUCAAUCCCACUGCUAUCAUUUCAAGUCAUUUCAGACAACAAUCUCUACAAAAUGAACCUGCAAUUGAUAUUGGCUGACUUUGUUCAGAAGAUAUUAGCUAUUGCUCUGAUGGGAGCAGUGACUAAAAUCACGUCUAGGGGAGGGUUGAACUGGAUAAUCACAGGGCUUUCUCUGUCCACCAUGCCUAAUACUCUCAUUCUUGGGCUGCCUGUAUUGAAGGCCAUGUAUGGCAGUGAAGCAGAUGUGCUUCUUGCCCAGAUUGUUGUCUUGCAGAGCGUUGUUUGGUAUAAUAUAUUGUUGUUUCUGUUUGAGUUUACUACCACUAAAGCAGCUGCUUUAGCUCCAGCAUCAGAAGCCAUAGAAAUUGAUACAACUGAAGAAGGAUUAGCCAAAGAAGAAGGUGAGGAAGCAAGAGACAGCAAUGGAAGGAGGCACAAAACCAGGUCCAUUCUCUUCACAGUUGCUAGGAAGCUCAUCUACAACCCCAACACUCAUGCAACAAUAUUAGGACUCAUUUGGGCAAGCAUAAGAUUCAGGUGGGGAGUAAAACUACCAGAAGUAAUAGAUCGAUCCAUAACAAUUCUAUCAACUGGAGGACUUGGUAUGGCCAUGUUCAGCUUAGGCCUUUUCAUGGGUUCACGGACAAGCAUCAUAGCAUGCGGUACAAAGAUGACACUGGUAGCCAUGGGAAUGAAAUUCUUAAUGGGACCUGCACUUAUGGCUGCAUCCUCACUUCCUCUAGGCCUCAAGGGCAGAUUGCUCCGAGUGGCAAUCGUGCAGGUUUGCAGCACUUCUCAAGGCAUUGUUCCAUUUGUGUUUGCCAAAGAGUAUAAUAUACACCCAGAUGUCUUAAGCACAGGGGUACUUCUAGGCUUGCUCGUUGCAUUGCCAGUAGCGUUGGCUUAUUACUCCUUGCUAUCAUUCUAAAUCAUCAAUGCUGCCACGACACGACACGACACGGUACGUGGCAUCAGAACACAAGAAGUUAUUACAUCGACGCUAAGCACCAGGACAGACCAUGUGCAGAUGCAGAACAGAAGUUUUUGAGAUAUACUUUUUUGUAGCCAUUUUUUCCCAUUAUGGUAUACUACUGAUGAUUUUAAGA